CCCGGGGGAAAGAAAGAAUGAGAGAGAGAGAGAGAGUGGCCCUUUCCCUCCUCGGAACCGUCGUUUUACUUCUGUUAUCGGUUGUUGCCCGUUGUGCCGUUUGUUGUUGUUUAUUGUUGGUUCGCCGGGGCGCGCUCGUCGGAAUAAGCGUGCCGACUGCCGCGCGCGCGACAUGACGCGUCUCCGCUGAAGAGCAACGGAAAAGUCGCGUCUCCCGGCCAGUGCAGCGAGACACGUCGUGCAGCAGAUACCUUGGCUUGGCGUACCUCCGUGGACGCAUCGAGCGGGAAACCGCGCAGGAAGGAUGUAUCCCAGCGCCGGAAUCAACGCAGCCGCCGUGGCCGCCGCUGCCGCCAGGCAUCCGGGUCCACCGCAGCCUGGGCAGCCGUUCAAAUUUUCGGUCGGCGAGUCCUGCGAUCGUAUAAAAGAGGAGUUCAACUUUUUACAAGCCCAAUAUCACAGCCUUAAAUUGGAGUGCGAGAAACUGGCCAGUGAAAAAAUAGAGAUACAGAGGCAUUACGUGAUGUAUUACGAGAUGUCGUACGGGCUUAACGUGGAGAUGCACAAACAGACGGAAAUAGCAAAGAGAUUGAACGCCAUCGUCGUACAGAUCCUGCCGUUUCUAUCGCAGGAGCAUCAGCAGCAAGUCGCGUCGGCGCUCGACAGAGCCAAACAAGUGACCAUGACCGAGCUGAACACUAUUAUCGGGCAACAGAGGCCCGAUCUGCCGAGACUUCUACAACAGAUGCAUGCCCAACAACUGCCACCGGGUGCGGCGAUGGGACCGCAUCCGGGUAUACCCGGACUUCCUGGGUUGGGCCCGGGCGCGGGUAUACCGGUCCCCACCUCGGCAUCCGCGGCGCUUCUCGGUUUAGGCCUUCCCCCGGGAGCGGCUGCCACCCCCGGAGGCACAGCCGCGCAUCCGUUAUCAAUGCUGACAAAACCGGAACUUCACCGCGGUCAACCCGACGAUCUCAAACCUAACGGAGGACUCAAUCCAGCCGAGGAGAGGCAUAGAAACUCGAUAUCGCCGGCAGAACGGGAGAAGUACAGACCGCGCAGCAACCCCGAUCCUCAGCACGAACAUCUACUGGGGAAGAAGCUGAAAAAGGAGCAGGACAAGGACAUAGGCCAUCAAAGCGAUGGUGAAAAGAGCGACCAAGACCUGGUGGUCGACGACGCGAGCGAGGGUCCGACCAGUCCGGCGGCGAACGGCACGGCGUCGCCGCGAGAGAACGGUCUCGACAAGUUGGGCCCGUCCUCGGUGCCUCUAAGCGGCCAGGUGAAGAAGGAGGUACCACCCCCGUCACCCAGAAGUGGCACCAGCAGCAACGCGAGCACGCCCUCGGCCAAGAAGAUGGAAGAACGCGAGAAACCGACGACACCGAUCUCGAAACCGGUCACACCGACGUCGGCAGGUAGCAGUUCCGGCUCCGGUGGCCUGAAACCAUCGAGCUCCAGCAAACCGUUGGUCUCGGCUUCAGUGGUCGGCCCUUAUCCGCCGCACUAUCCGCCACCACAUCAUCCGUCCGCGGGACCUCACGUGGACAUGCUGGGUUAUCCCCAGGCGGCGCUCAACGGUGGUUACCCCACGAGACCACCCCUUCAGCAGCUUUACGAUCCUCAUGGCAGCAUGAGAGCACCGCUCGGACCGAUCAUUCCUCCCGGUGGUAAACCCAGUGCAUACAGUUUCCACGUGUCCAGCGAAGGGCAGAUGCAGCCGGUGCCGUUCCCGCAGGACGCUCUCAUCGGCCCGGGCAUUCCGCGUCACGCACGUCAAAUAAACACGCUCACUCACGGUGAGGUAGUCUGUGCCGUGACAAUCUCAAAUCCGACCAAAUACGUCUACACCGGCGGCAAAGGCUGCGUCAAGGUGUGGGACAUUAGUCAGGCUGGCAGUGCUAGCGCGAAACCUGUCUCUCAGCUCGAUUGCCUCCAACGGGACAACUAUAUCAGGUCGGUGAAACUGUUGCCAGACGGCAGAACUCUGAUCGUGGGAGGCGAGGCGAGUAAUCUCAGCAUCUGGGAUCUGGCAAGUCCGACACCGAGAAUCAAAGCCGAGCUGACCUCCUCGGCGCCGGCGUGUUACGCCCUGGCCAUCUCGCCGGAUUCGAAGGUCUGCUUCAGCUGUUGCAGCGAUGGCAACAUCGCCGUGUGGGAUUUGCAGAAUCAGACGCUGGUUAGACAAUUCCAAGGUCACACGGAUGGCGCGUCGUGUAUCGACAUCUCCGCCGACGGGUCGAAACUGUGGACAGGUGGUCUCGAUAAUACUGUGCGAUCCUGGGACCUUAGGGAAGGCAGGCAGUUGCAGCAGCACGAUUUCACGUCACAAAUAUUCUCUUUGGGAUACUGCCCCACCGGCGAAUGGUUAGCCGUGGGUAUGGAAAAUUCGAACGUCGAAGUGCUCCAUGCCACGAAGCCUGACAAAUAUCAGUUGCAUCUGCACGAAUCUUGCGUGCUGUCGUUACGUUUCGCUUCGUGCGGCAAGUGGUUUGUCUCUACUGGCAAGGACAAUUUACUUAAUGCGUGGCGCACGCCAUACGGUGCCUCGAUUUUCCAGUCGAAAGAGUCGUCUUCGGUGCUUAGCUGCGAUAUUUCUACGGACGACAAGUACAUUGUGACCGGAUCUGGCGACAAGAAAGCCACCGUCUAUGAAGUGAUGUAUUGAGCCACGUAUUGGCUUGAUGAUACAGUCUGACAGAUAUAUAACAUCGAUUGAAGUUUCUCGUGACAUUAAGUGUGAUUGACUCAUGACGGAGGAAUUAAAAAAAAAAUAGUUUUUUUUACUCCUUAAAUGUGACUUGAAGCAUCAGCUGUACGGCGAAUUAUGAAGUUUAACAAGAAUUGAUAAGACUUGAUCGAUGUACUACGGUCGCUACAUUCAGAAACCGAAUUAAAUUUUACAUUUCCGUAAUCCAAAAAAGAAAACUAAAUUAUAUUCGAGGGAUAUAGUAUAUAAAUUAUGGGGAUAUAUAAAUAUAUAUAUAAAGAUUGCAGCAUUUAGCUGUAUAAGAUUGUAUAGAACUUAAUAAUCGUAAGUAGGAGAUGAAGUGAAUGGAUUAUGAGAGAGAAAAAGAAAGAAAGAGAGAGUACGUAUGUGAGACAAAUGCGUGUAAGUACCCUCCGUCUGUAUUUAGCGUGGGAGGCGAUGAUGAAGUCGCUUGUGUAAUAUGUUACUGAUGUAAUAUAGAAUCUUUAUAAUUAGGUCCUUUUGCACGUGAUCGUGAAGGAAACGAAGCGAAGAAUUAAGCGCAUUUCGUCGGGUGAGGUCGUUCUGUUGCGAUAACGCGAAAAUUCGCAGCGACGAAACGAACCGCCGCGGUGAAAUACCUGAAUACGUACGGAAUGCUGAUCUAGUGUUGUAGACUUGUCAAAGUAGGGAUGUAUGUUGUGUCGCAGAAUUAUACAUAAUAUAUUGAGCACACAUGUAGACAGAACGUUUACGUCAUGUAGCGGAGAAACUGUAGGGCUAUGAGAAACCGAUGAGUAUCGAUCACGCUAACAGUUGUUGAACGUACGCGACGCUGCGUUCGUUCGGUAUCGAAGCCAGUGAUGUGAUCUUUGACAUUUCUACCACCGAUAAGAGGAAUAAUUUGUACUUAUUACACCUUCAGUUUUAAAUACGGUUCUUUUAUAAUUAUAUGGCACUGUUGCGUCUGCCGUUAAGACUUUAUUGUAAUUGAGAUUUUAUAAAACGUGUCGAUGAAGAAGGACGGUGAUAAAACAAAGAAAAAAAAA
Molecule: messenger RNA, 3738 nt
Organism: Temnothorax curvispinosus
Lineage: Eukaryota; Metazoa; Arthropoda; Insecta; Hymenoptera; Formicidae
Product: protein groucho-like
Exons: 13
Coding region: 305-2668 (787 amino acids)
Biological process (GO): regulation of DNA-templated transcription; negative regulation of canonical Wnt signaling pathway
Cellular component (GO): transcription regulator complex; nucleus
Molecular function (GO): protein binding; transcription corepressor activity
Source: RefSeq, a predicted model, not a curated record